AUGGUGUAUGACGGAUAUUGUGAUGCAUGGUUUACUGGGUCUAUAAAAGCACACAAUCCUACACUGGGCACUGGAUUAAUAAUUAGUUCAAAUGGCAACAUCAUAACCUCGGUUAAUACAAACGGAAAUGUGAACAUUACACCGAAUGGUGCAUUACAAGUUGCAGGAGGUGUUGGAAUAUCGAAGAAUCUCUACUGUGGAGGGAGUCUGUACUCCAAUAAUUUGAAAGUUGCAACUGAAAGUUAUGUAGGGUCAGCCAUUGCAAAUAAACAGACAUCGAGUCCGCUCCUAGAUUCUAUCAGUGGACUCGCAAUAUCAGCGAAUUCAUUUAUUGUUGGAAGUUCUGCUACAUCAUUCUCCACGAAAACCAUUGAAGAAGUAAAGUCAAUUCUAGGCAUUACAAAUGUCGACCUCUCAGGGAAGCAAAAUGCCUCUCCUUUACUCUCUACUCUCGCUGCGAUGUCACCAAUGAGCAAUAUGUUUCUCAUGGGAGAUGAUGUCCAAGGAUUCACUCUCACAAAUGACAUCAAAGUACGAAGCAUUUUAAACAUUGUUGAUUAUUCCUCAGACAUAACUUCAUUGCAAGGAAGCAUUGCAACCCUACAAACAUCAUUAUCAUCAAAGCAGGACACCAUAUCCAGUAGUACCGCAUUAUCAACAGGAACACUUGUUGUAAAUGACAUAACCGAUUCCACAUCAGCCAUCACUGGAGCACUUCAAGUGAAGGGUGGAGCAGGAAUCGCUAAGAAACUAUGGGUUUCUGGUGCACAAAUGACCGUCCAAAAUACUAACUAUAGUGUUGGCCAAACCAAUACCCUCAUGUUUUCACACGCAAUGCAAAAUAUAUGUUCUAUACAAUCCUAUUUGCCUGGUAGUAACAAUGUAGACCUGAAUUUCUAUGUCGGACAAAACAACGCAUCUAUUCAAAGUAUGUCGCUUAAUGGAGCAACCGGAAAUGCUUAUUUUGAUAGAGAUGUCAUCAUCGGAAACACCAGUGUAAAUGCUUUAAGAAGCAUUCAGGUCAAGAAUGUAGACACAGGAACAAAUGCUUGUUCGAUUUUGUAUCUAACUGCAUCCGGUGGUUCGUCUGUUCUUUUUAUGAAUGGAAGUAAUCGUUCAGUUGACGGAGCGCAGAAUUGUUUGACUCUUCGUAAUGAUGUGGGUGCCUUGCGCCUUCAAUCUCAGGGAGCAAAAGGUAUUUACGUUUAUCCUAACACAGGUAAUGUCGUUGUUGAAAGCACCACUCCAGCGUUAUCGAGUACAACUGGUGCUUUGGUUGUCGCAGGUGGACUUGCGGUCGGUGCCCAUGUCAUAUCAGGUGGAAACCUUUAUGCAAAUACAGCGGUCUACGCUAAUGGACAAAAAUGUGCGACUGAACAAUGGGUCUCUACACAAGUACAAGCCUUCCCUAAGAUUCAGGUGUUCAAGAUGCUAACUAAAGAUGUAAUCACAACUGGUAGCGGAACAAAGACGUUCUAUGUUUCUACAGCCGGCCGGGCAUUGAUACGCUAUACCAUCAACUUGCAUGGCACCAAUAAUGCAGGAGGAAUGCUCAAUGUGUAUCUAGGAACUAAUGCCGGUUCGAUGCCGUCAGUCUUUUCCAGUGAUUUUAACUAUAAUGCUGGAGUGAACAGAACAGUUUAUGCCUCAUUCAUCGUGUCGGGUUUAGUUCCUGAUGUAGCAUAUUUUACCAAUUUUUCAGCAGUAAAUGCAGCACCGGAUACAAGUGCAGACGUAACAAUUAUAGAGAUUACGGAACUUGGUGCUUAG
Messenger RNA from Spizellomyces punctatus DAOM BR117, 1770 nucleotides. RefSeq lists its product as uncharacterized. The transcript has 2 exons. The record is from RefSeq and is a predicted model, not a curated record. Bases 1 to 1770 code for a protein of 589 amino acids. Lineage: Eukaryota; Fungi; Chytridiomycota; Chytridiomycetes; Spizellomycetales; Spizellomycetaceae.